GAGUGCUCGCCGCCGUUGCACGCGCCGGCGCGUGCGACUUCGUUUCUGGCGGGAGAUUUGAUCGGUAAUCAUCUCCUGACUCGCAUGUGGGUCCUCUACAACCUGUGCCCGGUAGUUUCAGGAUCUGUUAACGAAGCAGACUAUUGGUAAAGGACAUGAGUCAGCUGGUCUUUAUAUUUUGGAUACAUCAAUCACAAAAGGUAUCUCUUGUCUUGGGGUUGGGACUUUGUUAGAUGCUCAUUACCGAUUAGGACAUCCAUCUCUCCCAUUAAUGAAGCAAAUAAAUCCCCAAUUUAAUACGAUGACCUCUUUACAAUGUGAGUCAUGUCAAUUUGCGAAACACCAUCGUACUAGCUUAAGCCCUCGAGUUAAUAAACGAGCAAAUGCUCCAUUUGACCUUGUUCACUCUGAUGUUUGGGGUGCUUGCCCGGUUGUGUCUAAAGCUGGUUUUAAAUAUUUUGUUACCUUUGUUGAUGACUAUUCUCGUAUGACAUGGUUGUAUUUCAUGAAACGUCGAUCUGAGUUGUUCACUCACUUUUCUUCCUUUUGUGCUGAAAUUAAAACUCAGUUUAACGUUCCUGUUAGGGUGUUAAGAGGAGACAAUGCUCAAGAAUAUCUAUCUGCUACAUUUAAGUCAUUUAUGCUUCAACAUGGCAUUAUUCAUCAAACUUCGUGCGUUGACACACCUCCUCAAAAUGGAGUUGCAGAACGAAAGAACCGACAUCUGUUAGAAACUGCAAGAGCUCUUCUAUUCCAAAUGAAUGUGCCUAAACAGUUUUGGGCAGAUGCCGUGUCUACUGCAUGUUUUUUGAUAAAUCGAAUGCCAUCUUCUGUUUUGAAUGGUAAAGCUCCUUAUCAUUGCCUAUUUCCAAACAAAGAGCUUUUUCCUAUCCCACCUAAAAUAUUUGGUUGCACUUGUUUUGUUAGAGAUGUUAAUCCUCAUCUUACAAAGUUAGAUCCCAAAUCAUUAAAAUGUAUUUUCUUGGGUUAUUCUCGAGUCCAAAAGGGGUAUAGAUGUUUUUGUCCGAGUACUGGUCGGUAUCUUGUUUCUAUUGAUGCAUCAUUUCAUGAAAAUACACCUUUUUCAUCAUCUAAGGCAGAUAUUCAUGAGAGUAAUGAUGAUAUACUCAUUUACACGAUGACUAUUCCCGAGUCCACACUUUCAACAAAUAUUCCACAAGUUACUGUUCCUGACCCUAGGCCUCCCGUACAUUUGGUAUACACCCGUCGACACAAAGCACCUGAUCACCCUCCACCGGCGAUACCUGUGAUUACUUAUCCUGAUACUAGUUCGACUCCGAUCUCAUGUCCUGAACCAGUACCUGCAUCUUCAGAUCUUGUGUCCACAUCAGAUCUUGACCUCCCAAUAGCACUACGUAAAGGUACGCGGUCUUGUACUCAUCCUAUUUCUUCAUUUGUGUCAUACAAUCAGUUAUCUCCUACUUCAUGUUCUUUUAUUGCUUCCAUUGAUUCUAUUUCCGUUCCCAAAUCUGUCAAAGAAGCUUUGUCUCAUCCUGAAUGGCGUCAUGCCAUGGUAGAGGAAAUGAAUGCUUUAGACCUUAAUGGUACUUGGGAUUUGGUUGACUUGCCUACAGGGAAGAAAUCUAUUGGAUGUAAGUGGGUCUUUGCUGUUAAGGUUAACCCAGACGGAUCUGUUGCUCGGUUGAAAGCCCGAUUAGUUGCGAAGGGUUAUGCUCAAACCUAUGGUGUUGAUUAUUCUGACACUUUUUCUCCUGUUGCUAAAUUAACAUCUGUCAGGUUACUUAUUUCACUCGCUGCCACUCAUGAUUGGCACUUACAUCAGUUGGACAUUAAAAAUGCAUUUUUGCAUGGUGACCUUAAAGAAGAAGUCUAUAUUGAGCAACCUCCGGGAUUUGUUGCUCAGGGGGAGUACGGUAAAGUUUGUCGACUUCGCAAAUCUCUUUAUGGUCUGAAACAGAGUCCUCGUGCAUGGUUUGGGAAAUUCAGUCAAUCAAUUGAACAAUUUGGAAUGAUAAAAGGCAAAUCAGAUCACUCUGUCUUUUACAAACAAACAAAAUCAGGUGUCACAUUGCUUGUGGUGUAUGUUGAUGAUAUUGUGAUUACAGGGAGUGAUAAUGCAGGUAUUUUGGCCCUUAAGAAUUUUCUGCAUAGUCAAUUCCAGACGAAAGAUCUUGGCUCUCUGAAAUACUUUCUGGGAAUUGAGGUAACACGAAGUAAGAAAGGCAUAUUUCUAUCUCAACGUAAAUAUGUACUUGACUUACUAGCUGAGACAGGGAAAUUAGGGGCAAAACCAAGUACAACACCCAUGGUUCCCAACGUGCAACUCACUCAAGAAGGCACACCGUUUGAAGACCCAGAAAGAUAUAGAAGACUGGUUGGAAAGCUUAAUUAUCUCGCAGUCACUCGUCCAGAUAUUGCCUAUUCUAUGCUGAUUGGGCCGGUUCUAAAGAUGAUCGAAGAUCUACAUCUGGUUAUUGUGUCUUUGUUGGUGGUAAUCUUGUAUCUUGGAAGAGUAAGAAGCAGAAUGUGGUUUCUCGUUCGAGUGCCGAAUCAGAAUAUCGAGCUAUGGCACAAUCUGCAUGUGAGAUCAUAUGGAUAAGCCAUUUAUUGACCGAGCUCGGACUGAAGACAUCAAUGCCUGCUAAAUUGUGGUGUGAUAACCAAGCUGCUAUACACAUAGCAAACAAUCCUGUAUUUCAUGAGAGAACAAAGCAUAUUGAGGUCGAUUGUCAUUUUAUUCGAGAGAAGAUACAAAAAGGAUUUAUCUCUACAGGAUAUGUGAAGACUGGGGAACAACUUGGAGAUUUGUUCACUAAAGCACUAAAUGGAAUUCGAGUUGGUUAUUUAUGUAACAAGUUGGGCAUGAUAAAUAUCUAUGCUCCAACUUGAGGGGGAGUGUGAAAGUAUAUUAGAAUAUACUUUAGAAUAUGCUUUAGAAUAUAUUAGGAAUAUACCAUAUAUAGUAUUAUUGUAUAGCAUCUUUUAUAGGCAUAUUCUACCUUUGUAAUCUAUAUUUAUAGGGCCUUACCCUUCAAUAAAAAAUACAGAAAAUCAUUCUCUA
Messenger RNA from Cuscuta epithymum, 3043 nucleotides. Lineage: Eukaryota; Viridiplantae; Streptophyta; Magnoliopsida; Solanales; Convolvulaceae. The record is from the annotation of a GenBank genome assembly.